AUGGCCGGCUUCGUGGUCAAUCAGCUGCAGCUGUCGGCUUCUUCAGAAACCAUUCAACAUGGCUAUCUGCACACAGAUGAUGAUGGGCACUUCCUGUGGCCACCAGCGCACGCCACCCCUGACGAGUUCUCCCCCGAUACACGAUUCCGUGAGCUACAGCAGGAACUCCGUACGAUGCUCUUCGCUGAAGCACCAAGCCUCCUCAAUACGAGAGCUUGUUCACCGCUUUCGACCCAGAUCGACGCAGGCAGUGACGCAGCCGCAGAGUAUCCCCGAGAGGAGCCGGAUUUCGGACGCACGUCCAUCUCCAAGUCGAGACUCAUCAAGUACCUGACACAUUGGAUCACGGAGAGUGCGCCGUGCCUGGACAAGUUCGACGAGGCCCAGCAUUUCGCGGUGGAAAUCCCCCUCCUGGCCCGACGCUCGCCGGCGCUGCUCUAUGCCAUCCUGGCAUUUUCCGCUCGACACAUGGAGAGGAAGCUAGGCGCACAGAAGACUUACGACAGUCUUGAACUCUAUCAAGAGUCGAUUGCUCUACUAGCUGCGGGGCUGCAGGCGAGGGAUGCGAAUAUGGUCGCCGUCGUCUGCAUCCUAGCCUGCCUGGAGCUCAUGUCGGAUAGCUCGUGGGAUUGGAGAAGACAUGUCGAGGGCUGCGCCACUCUGCUCGGCCUCUUCAACGUCCACGGCUUCUGUGGUGGGCUCCUACAAGCCGUCUUCUGGUGCUACGCUCGUAUGGAUGUCUGCGGUGCGGUUCUUGCCCACGGAUCGGAGAGCACCGUCCUUCACAUCGACCAGUGGCUGGCGCCGGCGAGGCUGCUGAUACACCCGCUGGCCCGGCGUGAAGAGAUGGUACGGCAGAUGUUUGAGCAGCACAGCGCGAACAGCCCAGACAUGUAUGGAAACUGGGCCAUCUACCUGUGUGCGAAAGUCACCGACCUAAGUUACCGUCGAACAAGCUUGCUGGAAUCGGACCAAGCAGAUCAAUACGACACUCGACCCUUUGAAGCCCAGUGGCGGCGGCUUUGGACUGACCUGCAGCAUUGGUAUUCUCACCGGCCGCCGGCGAUGCAGCCCGUCACGUCGGCCGCCGGCGCCGGCGACGAGCUCUUUCCAGACAUUCUAUUCGUGCAUCGCGCCGCCAUCUCGAGCAACCAGUCCUACCACACGGCGUGCAUCUUGAUGCUCGAGCUCCAUCAGCCACGGACUGAGAUGGCCCCGACAUCCUCGCAAGAUUCGACCAUUUGGCACGCACGACGAGUCUGUGGGAUCUCCCUGACCAACCCACACCGCGGGAACUUGAUCAACGCGAUCCAGCCGCUCUGUCUGGCCGGCAGGUACUUUACGCAUCUGGACGAACAUCUCGCGGUGGCGCGACUGUUGAGACUCAUCCACGAAAGUACGGGAUGGGGCUCGCUGGGGAGGAUCCGAGAGCUCGAGAUCCUGUGGGGGUACGAGCCGGGAACGCUCCUGUCAAUCCUGAAGGCCAAUGACGAACCGCAACGGACACCAUGA
Molecule: messenger RNA, 1512 nt
Organism: Cladophialophora immunda
Lineage: Eukaryota; Fungi; Ascomycota; Eurotiomycetes; Chaetothyriales; Herpotrichiellaceae
Exons: 1
Coding region: 1-1512 (503 amino acids)
Biological process (GO): positive regulation of transcription by RNA polymerase II
Cellular component (GO): nucleus
Molecular function (GO): transcription cis-regulatory region binding; DNA-binding transcription factor activity
Source: RefSeq, a predicted model, not a curated record